This is a messenger RNA of Hydatigera taeniaeformis, 1566 nucleotides long. Lineage: Eukaryota; Metazoa; Platyhelminthes; Cestoda; Cyclophyllidea; Taeniidae. The record is from the annotation of a GenBank genome assembly.
AUGUCGCGUCGUCAUCUGGAAUCUGCUCUCUUGGCAAGCGCUCUGGUUGAGAACGGUUUAUCAUCGGUUUUUCGACUGACAAGGAUCCGAUUUCAACGCACUCUCUAUCCUCCCGAAUAUCAACCAACUGCAGAAUUGGGCCUAAACAAUGAUCCCGACAGACCCGCUUGCUCUCACUGCGGCAUACAGUGUUCCUGUCGUAGCGCCUGUAAAAAGGAGCCACAAGUCAUGAAAAAGUGUCAUGAAACUUCUGUUGUUGAGGAGGAUGAUUUUGGUGUACACACACUUCGAUUUAGUGCUGAUGGACGCCAACUGAUUGCUGGGUCCGCCAAUACAAGUGUUCGUGUUAUCAGUGUGGUGGAUGGUCAGCAGCAGUUGGUGCUGCGUCCUUCCUCAUGGAAAUUGGAUAUGCCAAUCACUUGUCUACGUUACCUACCAAACACCCUUCAAUGGGUGCUAGGCUGCACUCCCCAGGGGGACAUAUUUUGUCUCGAUUCAAAUCACGAGGGUUUUGAAACCCUCAUCACGGAGGAGAAUCAGCAGACCUACUGCUUUGACAUCGCAUCUGAUGGAAUGCAGUUGGCCACAGCUGGUACGGACACCUCAAUUCGUCUCUACAGCCUCCAUAUUGGUCAACAAGGCAGAUUUGAAAUGCACUACUCCACAGAUUCCGACCCACUCAAUGAACGCCGACCGAAAUUCGGAAAAAGUAAGACUUUGCGCUGUCCUUUGCACCCAUACAAACACUCAUCAGGAAGAGGACAAAGGAGAGCCAGACGCACACUGUCAACGCAUCGAUACGAAAGUAGCCUAAAGUGUGAGUUCAGUCUUUGUCACUCCACUGAAGAACGCGAUUUAUUCACACAAAUAGAGCCUUGCAAACGCAUUGUGGGAAGCAAAGGUGACGUCUCCAUCAAACCAUUAAUCAUGCCGAUGAGCUUCGGUGGGGACACCAAAUCAGACAAGGUAGACGGCACCAAAUGUGGGACACAAAUACUUGGCUAUCGCCCUACUGGUCCGGCUGACAAUUACACGGAGGGUCACUCAAUGCGGAUAACCGCGCUAAGGUACCAUCCCACUCAACCCAGACUUCUCAUCUCAGCCAGUUGGGAUCACCACGUAAAAGUGGGUGCUGAAAUUUGUUUUAUUUUGCAACAACGAAGCAGUUUUCAAGCCCUUGCAAUUUGGGAUUUGCGUUAUGUGGAUACGACUGAGGCAUCUGUGAGAGGCAGUGAUUUGUUCAGCGGUGAAGUGGAGAACACACUGCGAAAACAAGCCUACAUGCAGCCCUCGGAGCGCAUUGACGUGAUGGAGGUGGUGAAGGGACAAUGUACUGACGCUGGAGGUGGCGAAUACCUCUAUGCAGCGCGUCUUCUUCCCAGUCGCGCCGUCGUCUGUGGAGGCUCAGGAUUUAAUGAUGUUCGUGUCUUCAAUCGCGACACGAAGAUGGCGGUCAUCCGUAUUCCAACAGACUCCGUGGUUCAGACCAUCGAUAGUGUGCUGGAGGGUCGUUUCGUCGCCGCCGGUUGCACCAGCGGUUCCAUAACCAUCGCCGGAUUGGCCUAA